AUGGGGCACCUCCAGCAAGCUUCCCCAUCCACCGCCUUGGCAAGACCGGCCCCGGGAUCACCGCCUAGGGUCAUUAGGAUCGACAGCUCGCCCGAGUACUGCCGCGAGCUCGGCGUCACGACGUUGGCCAAAGCGCCACUCGGCUGGGGCUUCAUGACGGGCCAGUAUAAGUCUGCGGACUACUUUGAAGACUAUGAUUUCCGCCGCCAGCUGCCGUGGUUCCCGGGCGACAACUUCAAGAAGAAUACGCAGCUUGUGGAUGAGUUUCCCAUUAAGUGCUUGGAGAAGAGUAUGGAGGCUUUGAAGAUCGUGUUGCGGAAGGAGGAGGAAAAUGAGUUGAGGGCUUUGGUUGAUGCAGCGGAUGUGCAGGGAGAUCAGGGUGCGGCGUUUGGCAGCUACUCUGGUUCGCCGGCUCUCUGA
Messenger RNA from Colletotrichum orchidophilum, 420 nucleotides. RefSeq names its product aldo/keto reductase. NCBI's taxonomy places the organism in Eukaryota, Fungi, Ascomycota, Sordariomycetes, Glomerellales, Glomerellaceae. Bases 1 to 420 code for a protein of 139 amino acids. The record is from RefSeq and is a predicted model, not a curated record. The transcript is spliced from 3 exons.